AUGGUGAUCUCUUCGCAGCGCCCGGCCGCCGGCACGGCCGCCACACCGGCCACAGCCCCCGCCGACGCCGCCGCCGUGUUCGUCACGGCCACCGGCUGCAUGUUGCAGACGGCGGUGGCCGCGACCGCCAACAACACGGCCGCCACUAGUGUCGGCGUUGAGCACAUAUCUGCGACACUUCUCGGUACGGUAACGUCCGGCGCGCGCGUCCGCGGUUGUAGUCCAACAAAAAUGGAUCCUUUUCACGCUCGAGUUCUGCGUGACGACGACGAUUCCGAGUGGUUACGAAACUUCAUGACCGGUAUCUUAACACCUGAAACACACGGAUAA
Messenger RNA from Macrosiphum euphorbiae (potato aphid), 330 nucleotides. The record is from the annotation of a GenBank genome assembly. Lineage: Eukaryota; Metazoa; Arthropoda; Insecta; Hemiptera; Aphididae.